Molecule: messenger RNA, 1002 nt
Organism: Acanthocheilonema viteae
Lineage: Eukaryota; Metazoa; Nematoda; Chromadorea; Rhabditida; Onchocercidae
Source: the annotation of a GenBank genome assembly
AUGUUGUCUUUAACAUGCAAGAAACUCUUACUUUUCUUACUGGUAAUAAAUAUUUACGAAAUAACGAUAGCUAAUGAAAUCACUGAGCUACGAAUGUAUGGAGUUGAACCAGUUAUGAAUGAUUCUUACUUGUGUACAGUUGCUCCACUCGAUUCCUCCAUGGAACACUACAUUGUUGGAUUUAAACCAUAUGCAACAAUGCAAAGGGCCCAUCAUAUGUUGCUGUUUGGAUGCAGUCAGCCGGGCAGUGAUGAAGCCAUUUGGGAUUGUGGAGAUAUGACAACAGCUGGACCGAACUUUCAAAAGGCACCAGUUUGUAUUGAUCAACCGAGCAUACUGUAUGCCUGGGGUAGGAACGCACCUGAAUUAUACCUUCCGGAAGGUGUCGGGUUCAAAGUUGGUGGAGACACAGGUAUUCAAUAUCUCGUACUCCAAGUACAUUAUAAGAAAAAAGUUAAACCUGAUUUUUCUGGUGUGGAUAUCGAAUCAACAAUUGAACCAUUAGACAAACGGGCAUCCACAUUACUAAUGGUCACUGGUGGAAAGUUACCUGCAAACAAGAGAGAAACGUUUGAAUCGGCGUGUAUCGUUGAUGAGGACAUUGAAAUACAUCCUUUUGCCUUCCGUACGCAUACUCAUCGCCACGGUGAAAUGGUUAGUGGAUGGGUGGUACGACAGAAUGAGAAUGGUGAUGAUAAUUGGGAGUUAAUUGGAGAACGAAAUCCGCUUUUUCCACAAAUGUUCCAACCAAUUAACAAGAACAUUACAAUUCGGCAAGGAGACGUGAUAGCAGCUCGCUGUGUAUUGAACAACAAAGAAGAUCGGGAAAUUACAGUGGGAAAUACAGCUGAUAAUGAGAUGUGUAAUUAUUAUCUCAUGUAUUGGAUUCUGGGAGAUCGUACUCUCAGGGACAACACAUGUUAUUCACCUGGUCCACCGGAAUAUCAUUGGAGCAGUAAGACGGAAUUAAACAACAUCCCAAAAUAUGAGAAAAAGGAAUAA